This is a messenger RNA of Kwoniella botswanensis, 366 nucleotides long. RefSeq lists its product as uncharacterized. NCBI's taxonomy places the organism in Eukaryota, Fungi, Basidiomycota, Tremellomycetes, Tremellales, Cryptococcaceae. The coding region runs from base 1 to 366 and encodes 121 amino acids. The record is from RefSeq and is a predicted model, not a curated record. The transcript is spliced from 5 exons.
AUGGUGCGGGCCAGCCAGUCAAUUGGCCUAAAUACACGAAGGGCAGCCGAAUCAGGAAAUGAGUCGGACAUCGUCGAGAGUUGGGCAAUAACACCUCCUUCGGCACUACCUGCUUUACCGGGUCCCCUUAUACCUAACUAUUAUCCUAAUCACCUCAAGCAAGAUGUCCAAUUAAAAAGGAUAUACAAGGUUAGUCUAGUCGAGCGUCAUGGGGGAAUGCAUAUAGAGACAAACUCGAUAUUUGGUGGAUCGCACUCCCGAGUCAAGGUCCAUCCGGAAUGGAAGGACCAAGCCAUCCCUGCCUUCAACAGAGCUCGACAUGAUCUUCAUAUCCCUGCCGAUCUGUCUUCAGCUCUUCCCUAUUAG